AUGAAAACUGUAGGUAGUCUGGUGAUACUGAUAGUGGCCAUUUUUAUCGAUAUUUCACACUUGUGCAUCGCUGGAGAAUUUGACGAAUUGAUGGAAUUUGACACCAUACCUCGUCGGUUCGAAUGCUUUUCCUGUAUGUCACUGAGCUAUCAAGAAAGCUGGGAACAUCUGCAAUAUAUUUAUACGGCACCUAAGAUGUUUACGAAUCGAUGUAACGAGCCACAACUUUCAAAUCAUAUUCCUACUGUAAUUUGUUCAACAAUGUGUGUUAAUUUACUCGAACCGGAUGUUGAAGCUGGUGUAUUUAUCGGUUUUAAAUUUAUCCGUGGCUGCAUGGAUCGAGUGUUAAGGAAUGGUUUCAAUGAGACCGCAAUAAGAACGCAUCGCUUUCAAGCGGUAAAUCAAUGUCGAAGUUUGCCCCGUGCUCAUUUGUACAAUCUGGACCGCAGACAACUUUAUCCGGUAUUCGGUGAUGUACAAUUGUGUACUUGUUAUGGAGACAGAUGCAACGGCUUAUCGGAUACUGUCAGCAGUUCAGAUUACAGUACGCUACUAUUGUUGAUAUGCUUCAUUGUCUUGCUAAGGAUAUGA
Molecule: messenger RNA, 591 nt
Organism: Brugia malayi
Lineage: Eukaryota; Metazoa; Nematoda; Chromadorea; Rhabditida; Onchocercidae
Gene: Bma-hot-2
Exons: 5
Coding region: 1-591 (196 amino acids)
Biological process (GO): olfactory behavior; response to odorant
Cellular component (GO): extrinsic component of plasma membrane; axon; neuronal cell body
Source: RefSeq, a predicted model, not a curated record